AUGCCGCGCCCUGUGGGAGCCGUCGCCUCCUCGCUCGAGGCGCACGGAUACGUGAUCAUCGCCCUCGACGCCGGCUCCGCAGCGACGUUGCGCUCGGCGAUGCAGGGCGCGAGCCAAGUGGGCGCCGCGCAGGCUGCGCUCGAGGACGCCGCCUCCUUCGAGCACUACCAGGGAGAGCGCGCACAGCUACGGCUCAUCGUCAACGGCCAGCGACCCGACGCCGAGUGGCUGGCACAGGCGUGCGACGUACUUGGCCUCGUCGCGAGCAACGCCACCCGCGCCCUCGACAUGCCGUACACCGACGACGCGAGGCUCCUCGACGUCUUCUGGUACGAAGCGUCGAUGCCGGCCGCAAACGACUGGGUGCCGGAGGAUGACGGCAACGAGGACUGCUCGGAGUGGGUGCUCGUGCAGCGACCGGGCUCGGGCGGCACGGUCGAGGGUGACUGCACCCACCUGCCCUGCCCCGCACACCAGGACCCGGGGAUGGUCACCGUGGUUGCGGACAACGGCGUCAGUGCGCUCGAGGUCCAAGGCCGCGACGGCGAGUGGCACAGGCUGGCGCUACAACCGAAUGAGUGCGUUGUGCUCGCGGGCCGCGCUCUCUCGACGCUCACCGGCGGCCGCAUUCCCGCCUGCACGCACCGCGUCGUGCAGCCCUCGACGGCACGGAUCUCGAUGGUCUUUGAGGUGCGCCUGCACGGGUCCGACGCAAAGGCCGCGCAGGAGGCGACAAAGGCCGCGCUGGAGGAGACAUCAAAGCUUCUCCCCUGGCACGAACAAGCGAGCUGCAGCCGCCUGUUCUGUGCGGCGCCGCUCGCUCUGUGCGGCGCUCGCGGGGUGGUGCAAGAGCUUGCCCGGCGGCUCCGCCCACUUGCCACGUUAGAGAAGCUCGGCACCGGGGCUCUCUCCUUCUCCAAGGUCGUCGGCAAGCUGUUGGGGAAGAAGAACGACGUGCGCAUCGUCAUGGUGGGCCUCGACGCCGCCGGCAAGACCACCAUUCUUUACCAGCUCAAGCUGGGCGAGAUUGUGA
Messenger RNA from Emiliania huxleyi CCMP1516, 1033 nucleotides. It is a transcript of the gene Arf4-2, whose product is annotated as Arf4, ADP-ribosylation factor fused with the 2OG-Fe(II) oxygenase superfamily domain. The record is from RefSeq and is a predicted model, not a curated record. Gene Ontology annotation, molecular function: GTPase activity; dioxygenase activity; GTP binding. NCBI's taxonomy places the organism in Eukaryota, Haptophyta, Isochrysidales, Noelaerhabdaceae. The transcript has a single exon. The annotation marks the transcript as partial.